Molecule: messenger RNA, 1760 nt
Organism: Daphnia pulicaria
Lineage: Eukaryota; Metazoa; Arthropoda; Branchiopoda; Diplostraca; Daphniidae
Exons: 3
Coding region: 549-1640 (363 amino acids)
Cellular component (GO): chitin-based extracellular matrix
Molecular function (GO): structural constituent of chitin-based larval cuticle
Source: RefSeq, a predicted model, not a curated record
GUACAUUGAACACCUACGCCAAAUGAAACAGGUUUUGGUGGAGUUUCUGCCACCCCUAUGGUCUUGUCGUGAUUUCAGCAAUUCGGACAGUAGGACAUCAGUAAUCACACCAAUGCUAAGACGAAAUCGGUAUGAAACGAGACAGGUGAAAAAGAAAGCGGAUUCCCCCCACCCCCCUUCGAUGUAUCAUACGACAUUGGAAUUUGGAAUAACUAAACAAAGGAAAAAUGUAUCCUAUUCCUUAGACCAUCACUGCUGGCCUGUUGCAAUACCCGUAAGGAUUACCACCAUCUGAGCGUGCACCGUGUUUCGUGAGAGAUUUGCUGAAAUGAUUAAAGAGUAAAAGUUGAUCAUACAGGUCAUCCGGAUGGCCUGGUAUGAUGAUAAGAGAGGCGAUGAUGUUUCUUUUUGUUUCAUCCUACGCUCCCUUUCUUCUCUGUAUAUAUAAAGACGCAAGUCCCAUUCGAUUCGUCAGUCGCUUCAACGAGUUUCGAUCUCAGUAAUUACUGUAAAAACUGUUUGUAUCGUCGGAGACUAAAAGGCUGAAAAUGAAUUCCAUCAUUUUGCUGUUGACGCUCACUGUGGCCUACUCACUGGCUACGCCUACUAAUUAUGGGAGUAGCAAAUCUUCGACGACAUCCUAUGCCGUGCCUGCCGUAACCAUCUUAAAGCAAAUCAAUCAACUCAACGAAGAUGGCUCUUACACGUUUGGCUACGAAGCCUCUGACGGCUCGUUCCGAUUCGAGAAUAUGGACGCCAAUGGUUAUUUGACCGGUAGAUAUGGUUACGUCGAUUCCUACGGAAAAACACAAGAAACCGAAUACGUUGCCGGCAAGCAUUCUGGCCAGUCUGUGGGAUUCCAAGCUAGAGGAACAUCGAUCUCACAAGAUGGUCGAAAAGCUCUAGCGUUCCCUUUCAUUCAGACAGCACCUAAAUCAGUCGAACAAAAAGCUUUAGAUUACCAAUACACCAGCGUGGAUGAUGAUGAAGAUGGUUUCCCCGAUUCGGCACCAGUUAACGGUGGAAACGUUCGAGUAGUUUCUCUGGCCAAAGAUGCUUACAACAGUGGAACAACAGUCGUCCGUGUUGCUGAUCAAAAUUAUGCAGUUUCUAAUGUCCGUGUUUCGACACCCACGAAAACUACAUACGAGACAACUGCAGGGGAUAUCCGCCUUGUGUCUCCAUCUAAAAGCUCACACGGCCCUGUAGUCGGCGUUGUAGAAAAAAAUCAAAAGAUUGAAAAUAAUUAUGGUAACAUUGCAGAUGCAAGGGUUUCCUACGUACCUGCGGGUGUCCGUGUAACAAAUGCUGCAGAGGCAGACACUCCUUUCAUAAAGCCGAAUGCAAAGCCCAUUAUCACGAACAUCCAACAACUUUCUGGGCAGGUGAGCAUUAUCCGAUCUCCUACUACAAGUUACGGCAACUCUGCUGUCAAGUCGACUGGAAAAUUGGAUGAGUUUCUUAAGUCACUCGAGACCAACACCAAAAACGUCGGUAACAGCUACAACACGAACCAGUCAAGUGGCGCAAUAAUCACCUCGAAUCAAGACCAAUUUCAGCAGGAUUUCCAAAUCCAGCAAGAUGUUCAACCAAUUCAAGGUGACUCAAUCAGUGUAGAUUCAAUUGGAUUCUCUGUCUAGCAGUCUACCGUAUUUGAAGACCCAUGAUGGCCUAUUCAAUUAUUUCAAAACUUUCAAUAAUUUGCAUGAGAUGUAGACUACUCCUUUGAUUUAAUAUAUGAUACAAUUUUUGAACUUUAA